AUGGCGACAGCUGCUUCGCCAACUCCCAUGGGAGGAGCCGGUCCUACCCGCCGGAUGUCGCAGCGACAGCAAGCCUUGCGCCAACCUCCCUCACGAUCGGCCUUUACCAGGAGCGAGAGCCAGCAGGCGUCUUCGUUCCAAGCCCGAAACAACCCGAAGCAAUUCAACGACGACAGCUCCGAAGAUGAGAUUCCCGUGCCUAUGAAGCUCAGCGCCCUCACCAAGGCGCUCCUCAACGACGGCGAGCCCGAGUCCUCUCAGCCUGCAGAACGACCGCCCUCACCACCACGAACACGAAGACGGAUAAGCCAAUUGAACGCCUCGACGUCAUCCGUGUCUGAGAGGGGGAGGCAUUUGAGAUCUACCGGCGAGAAACCCGAGGACAAGAAUUCAAGAGCCUCGAGUCCCGCCAGGGAUCGUGGUGCAAGCCCUAGCCUGAGCCAGAUCCAGCCUUCCAAGAGGCGCUCAAGCUCCUUCUCUCGAUCAACGCAACGCCAUCAACAGACCAGCAGACCGUCUAGUAGGGAAAAGUCGGCCGAUGAGAAGCCAGAGCCACAGGCUGACAUCAACACACCCGCUCAUGGCAACCGUAUCGUGAGGAUAUCUACAAACUCUUCUGGCAAUCGCAGUAGAAUGGGAUCAACAGGCCUGUCCUCGGGGCGCUCAUUUGAUCGAUCUGUUGUGGACAAGUCUGCCGGUGAAAUGGACUAUGAGCAAGAAGAGAUUCCUCAAACUGUUGCGCGAGACACAGCACUGGCCACUAGCUACGGCAGUAGCUCAAUGCGCGUCAAGCGCGUUGGAAAGAUCCCUGGAACAUUUCUUAGUGGACCAGCGCGGCGUGGUAGGCGGAGGCAAAGCGAUGAAGAUGCUGGGGAAGAAGGGGAAAUGGAUCAGUACAAUCCCCAACAGGAACAAGAUAACAACGUCGUGGAGGACAUGCCAGAUGUUGCCUACUACCCUGAUGGAAUUCGAGACUUUAAUUCUGGAAGUCCUGUUAGUGCGAGUGCUUCGGCUAGGGCCCUCCAUAGGAGACACCUCUCUAGCAUGGACUCCCGGUCUGGCUCUGGCUCUGGCUCUGGACGUCCCUCGCCGCGGGGGAUUGAGCUCGAAUCGGAGCCCCAGCGAUAUCCGCCACUGCAGAGGGAGAACGAGGAGGCAGAAGAGGAGGAAGAAAUACCGUAUAGGAAAUCAGUGCUGCGCGCCGAACUGCCUUCAGCUCAUGAUCAGGAAAACGACGCUCACCGGAGCUAUAAGCGUUCAAAGUCUUCCUUUGACGAUGGGAUGGCUCCGCCACGACCCAUGAGCGUCGACCCUAUUCCAGCCCGGCCUACUUCACCAGAGCGAAAGCCCCUGGCGCCCGUUGCCAACAACACACCUCAGCGGCCUGCUCCCCCACCUCCUCCUAAGAUGUCCGUCAUGGAGGCAGCUACAUCAACGACUGGCGCUGCAGCCGCAGCCACCUCAACGAAGCAGCGGAGGAACGUGUUGAGGGUCAAUGGAAAGACUUAUACCAGGCUUGAUUGCCUUGGCCGCGGUGGCAGUGCCAAGGUAUAUCGUGUAACCGCUGAGAAUGGACAAAUGUUUGCCUUGAAGCGCGUGGCUUUGGAAAAUGCAGACGAACUUACCAUCAGAGGGUACAAGGGCGAGAUAGACCUCCUUGGAAAGCUCGAAGGGGUGGAUCGGGUUAUUAACCUGUAUGCCUACGAGAUGAAUACAGAGAAGCAGGUGCUCAGUUUGGUGAUGGAAAUGGGCGAGAGAGAUUUGAAUGCCCUCCUUGCUAGUCGCCAGAGCCCCGAGACUUCCAGGUUCGACCCCGUAUUUGUUCGCUUCUACUGGAAAGAGAUGCUUGAGUGCUUGGCCGCCGUUCACCAACAUGACAUUGUUCACUCGGACCUGAAGCCCGCCAACUUUGUUCUCGUCAAGGGCAGACUCAAACUCAUUGAUUUCGGCAUUGCUAAUGCCAUCCAAACUGACGAAACCGUAAAUGUCCACCGCGAAACCCAAGUCGGCACACCCAACUACAUGUCCCCCGAGUCCCUCCUAGACUCCAACAACCCGCGGGGCGGUCGUCUCCCUGGCCGCCCUAAGCUGAUGAAGCUCGGAAAGUCCAGCGACGUCUGGUCACUGGGCUGUAUCCUCUACCAAAUGGUCUACGGCAUGCCGCCAUUUGGCCACAUUGCCAACCAGAUGGCGAGAUGUCAAGCCAUCAUAAACUGGGAUCAUCACAUUGAGUUCCCUUCUCGUGGCAUGGGCGGUGCUCCCGUUCCACCUUCACUUAUUAGGACCCUGAGGCGAUGCCUCAACCGAGACCACCACAUGCGACCGACGUGCGAGGAACUGCUUUAUGAUAGCGAUCCGUUCCUUUACCCAGCAGAAAUCAACAGCGACAAGGCUCUUCCCAUCGACGAGGAACUCCUGGGUAGAAUCAUCCAGAGCGUUGUCUCAAGGUGCCGAGAGCGCAUGCCGACAGAAUCGGAGGGUGCAACCGUCUGGCCGCAGGCAUACUGGAACAGCAUACGAAAAUCAAUGGCAAACAGACAACAAUAA
Messenger RNA from Trichoderma breve, 2547 nucleotides. RefSeq names its product protein kinase domain-containing protein. Gene Ontology annotation, biological process: meiotic spindle assembly checkpoint signaling; mitotic spindle assembly checkpoint signaling; peptidyl-serine phosphorylation. Gene Ontology annotation, cellular component: kinetochore; nucleus; spindle. Gene Ontology annotation, molecular function: protein serine/threonine/tyrosine kinase activity; protein serine/threonine kinase activity; ATP binding. The transcript has 4 exons. NCBI's taxonomy places the organism in Eukaryota, Fungi, Ascomycota, Sordariomycetes, Hypocreales, Hypocreaceae. Bases 1 to 2547 code for a protein of 848 amino acids. The record is from RefSeq and is a predicted model, not a curated record.